This is a messenger RNA of Larimichthys crocea (large yellow croaker), 1437 nucleotides long. Its product is annotated as intracellular hyaluronan-binding protein 4. The record is from RefSeq and is a predicted model, not a curated record. Gene Ontology annotation, biological process: positive regulation of RNA splicing; positive regulation of translational initiation. The coding region runs from base 141 to 1259 and encodes 372 amino acids. Gene Ontology annotation, molecular function: RNA binding. The transcript is spliced from 9 exons. Lineage: Eukaryota; Metazoa; Chordata; Actinopteri; Sciaenidae. Gene Ontology annotation, cellular component: cytoplasm; nucleus.
AUGAGCACAGGGGCGUGGUGUCGCUUGUCUCCACACGUGCAAACAUUUAAAAGUGUCGACAAACUCCGGCGGACAUUUGUUGGAUGUUCACCGGGGGCAGUGAAAGUACCGUCCGCAGCUCUUUUCUGUCAUAGCUGCGCAUGCAAACGGCUAAAAUGCUGCCGGACUCCUACGGUUGUGUUGUGGCGAACAGGUUCGGGAAUCUUCUGGAUGACGACGCUGACCCGUUUGACUUGCUGAACCAAGUGGAAACGGUGAAGGAGAGGAAGAAAAAGAAGAAGGAUGAGGAGGAGAAGAAAGGCAAACAGAAAAAACAUGGUCAGAAGGAAUCCCAGAAGGAUAGACGCCUCCCUGUCUCGUUGGAGAGUCAAGACCCUGCUCCAGCCCGUAAGCAGCAGCAGCAGCAGCAGCAGCAGCAGCAGGCACGUCCUGGACCAGUGACGGAGAGCAGAUAUGGCAGAGAGGAGGUCCAGAGGGGCAUGAAGAGGGCUGCCUAUGAUCGUAGGGCCAACCAAGAGGAGUAUCCACAGGAGUUUUCCAUCUCCAGACCUUCCUAUAAUGCGGACACAGACUUCAGGGGCAGAGGGGGGAUCAGAGGUAGGAGAGGAGCGAGGGGCGGAGGAGGAUACACAAGGAACUUUGACAACUUCAACCCCAGGGGCAAGAGAGAGUAUGAUCGACAUAAUGGAACAGGUAUCUCCCCUGAGGAAAAGAGAGGAGGCAGAGGACCCUGGAACUGGGGCAGUGUUGAAGAAGCUGGAAGUGAACUGGAGGUGACAACUGACGCUCCAGUCAAAUCUGAGGAGCCCCAAAUGGCUGUGGAGGAAGAGACUCGCGCAAUGGAAGAGGACGGAGAGGUGGUGCUCCAGGUUGCCAUGGAGAUGACCCUGGACGAGUGGAAGGCCAUGCAGGAGAUAAGUCGUCCCAAAGUGGAGUUUAAUAUCCGUAAAGCAGAAAACAAGAUUCCCUCCAAAGCCAAGGUCAUCCACCAGUCAAAGCACCUGGAGGGCCUCAAAGGAGCUGUGGAGGACAUGGAGGACGACAGCAACUUCCUCCGUAGGUCUGUGAAUGACAUCACCUCCCUGAUGGACAUCAAUUUCGGGAGUCUUGGACGCCCCAGUCGUCGGGGAAGGGGAGCAAGAGGUGGACCCACUAGUCGACCAGAGAGACCCAAACCCAUACUGGAGAGGCAGGAGGAUGAUCUGGCUCCUAAUCCAGAUGAUCCAGAAGACUUCCCAGCACUAUCAACAGGAAGAUAACUGACUUCAUGUAUUUAUGGGGAAUAUUGGUUGCACUUGACACUUGCUGGAAAAAAAAAAAGUUCACGUUUCUGCAGUUCUUAAGGUUUGGGGUUUUAUUGUAUUUGAUUUUGUUCUACUGCACUGAAGGCACUGUUGGUAUUUGACUCCCAGAGAAUAAAUGCUUUUGCAAGUUUAU